UCGGGCACUAAGCUCAGUGGGCCAGCCUGCUACUUCCAUCGCACGCGCUCUCACUCGACACACUCAUCGCGCCUUCAUAAGCCAUCGCAAUUCGCACGUCCGUCGUAUUCUCGACUUGUUUCAAUAAUAUUCAUUAUCGUGUUUUAGAAUUUUUAGAUUAACAUUUAUACGUGAACAAUAAAGUAAAACAUAAUAUUGUGUUCUUUAACUUAUUCCGAUUGUCAUUUGUUGGUUGUUUUUUGAAUUUAAACCUAAAAUGUAUAAUAUUGUCAUUGUUCCUUUCAGUGUUUUUAGAAGUUUAAUGGUUUUUACUUUCCACCUCGCAACAAACUACGUCUCGUAUCUACAAUCUACUCGUACAUUCUACCAUGUUCAUUAAUUGUCGACAUGUCGUCAAGUGACGAAGAUUCAUUUAAAAAAGCCAGUAACAAGAAAUAUACUAUCUCAAAAAAUUAAAAAAUGUCUUGGUACUUUUAAUAAUUCAAUUUCACCUUUACCAGUACCUCCAGUGAUUCAGAAUACAAAAACUUGGAACUCAAUAUUCCACAGAUCUCAUUAUCACCAAAUUUAUUUGAAGAUGGUGAUAUUGAUAUUAAUCCGUUACCCAUUGAAAUUAAACCAGAAGCACCUACACUUUAGUAAAUAAUGAAUACAUGUAUCAACGUGAAUGUAAUAUGCCGGAAAAAAGCAUUUGACGGUGUAUACAAUACAAACAAAAAAGUAGAGGAAGACAAAAAGUCCAUCUAAUGGUGAAAAAAUAAAAUGCACGGACCAUGAUUAAGUUUCGAAUAUUUCCAAAAUUGAAGCCGAAAUACAGAUAAAUGAAAUGAAAGAAAAAGCAAGAAGUACGUCAUGUGAAUCGACACCCUCAGUUCUUGAAACAAUAGUUCAGGUUGUUAUUUAAUUUUGGCUACACUGCAGUGUGGCGUGGUGUGAUAUUGUUUAUCAACAUUAACGACACAUCACAUCUACAUGACACGUCACUCGUGGCUGUUCACUAUUCCCUAUUUCCUAACUCUUGCAUUUUAUCACCGAAGUUGCUAAUUCCAAUUUUGUAUAUGUAUCUUUUCAACUCCACGGUUUUUGCGUAUUUAGAUUGACUCAAAUAUAGCUCCAUUCUCUAGUUUGAAUAUCCAGUACGAGACUCCCAACAAAUGGAGAAUACCCCAAUUGACUCAGAUAUGGCUACAUUUGUUGACUUAAAUAUCCAGAACAAAACACUUUUUCCAUUAAUGGAGAAUACCCCAAAAUAUGAAGAUAUAAAAAAAAUAAUAAAGCAGAUCAGAAAUCAUAUUGAAAUCAAAGAUAUGAGUCGCUUGCUGACCAGUUUUAAGGAACUAACCGCGUUAAGUGAUGAAAAUGAAUUCCUCAUUUCAGAGUUACUUUAUGAAGAAAUUGAUUUACCACCAUAUUUUUUUGUCCAAUUCUUAGUUGAAAUUGAAGAUUUUAUUAAUGAUGUUUGGAAUGAUAGAGUAGGACGAAAAAAUUUAUCAAAAAAAAAAUUUAAAAGUUUGGCUUUCCUUAGACAAGAAUUUAGAAAAUAUGUAAAACAUUAUCCGAGUGUAUUGAUUGAAUUCCGAGAAAAAACUGAUCUAUCUUACAAAAAAGAAGACCAAAAUGAAUAUGAAGAUGUAGAUUCUGAUGAUAGAGAAAGUGAAGAUGAAACAUUGACUGCUUCUUUCAAAAAAACUGAAGAAAAAAUACCCAAGGUACAAAAAAAUGGUGAGGUUUCUUACAGUCUUAUUUUGUUUGAUGAUGGUAAUAACUCUGAUAGCAGUGAAGAUAAAGGUUAUUAUGAAUAUCAAAGUAUAGGAGAAUGGUUUAUUAAAAAAUCAACUGAUAAUGACGAUGAUGAAAGUGAUGAAGAAGAUGAAAGUUAUUCUAUAUGGCAAAAAGAAAAAUCUAAAACAUUUGCAAAAUAUAAGAAAGUUACUUCAAAGGCUGUUUUACUUAAAUUAACUGAAGUAAUUGCUGCCUACGGAAAGGAAUGUACAGAUCGAAUUGAACAAAUUGGAAUGUUGUAUGAAUUGUUAUUGAUUUCAGAAACUCGUUGGUUUGCAGAGGGAUUAAUAGUAAAAAUAAAAAUGUCAAUUAUUUCUUCUAUUUUUGAUUACUAUUUUGAAGUUUCUGAUACUAUGAAGCCAAAAAUUUGGAGCAAAUUGUUGAAUUGUGUCGUUGAACUUCUGAACUCGAUUCUCCCUCAUAGAGGUUCAGUAUUCAUUGGGGAAUCAGUAGCAGAAGAUGAUGAUUCAUUAUUCGAGCCUAAUUAUAGAGUACGGGGAUGUGUGCUUACAAUUGUUGAACGGUUAGAUGACGAAUUCAAAAGAAGUUUGAAAGAAUGUAAUCCUCGCAGUAUGGAUUAUGCGCACAGAUUAAAGAAUGAAAUACGUAUUUGUCAAAUCAUUGAUAAAGCUCAACUGUUCUUGGAAGAACAAAACAUUAAGUCAGAAGUCUGCCGUAUUUAUAUGCGUAAUAUUGACCAUCUCUACUACAAAUUUAAUGUCUUUACAUUAAGGACCCUCAAGUAUGAUCUAGUCGGAUCUAGUUUUCCAUGUGAACCAAAUCUUAUAAAAAUGGAAAAAUUAUGCCAUUAUAUUUAUGCCAACGAUAAUACAAAUUGUUUGAAACCAAGAACAUUUUUGUGUCAAGCUUAUUAUUAUGCCUUCCACCAUAGCUUUUUUAAUGCAGAACAAAUAUUAUCCAGAGCCGGUUUGCUUAACAAACCCAUUCAAGACUUAGAUCCUGAAAUUCAAAUUCUUUACAAUCGUACUAUGGCAUGUAUGGGAUUGUCUGCAUUUCAAGCAGGAAAUAUUCAACAUGCACACAAGUAUUUAGUUGAUUUAAUGAUGACUGGUAAAGUGAAAGAGUUAUUAGGUCAGGGAUUGUCACCACAAAGACUACAUGAACUUAAUGAAGAACAAAAAAAAGUUGAAAAACAAAGACAAAUGCCUUUUCAUAUGCAUAUUGAUUUACAAGUCUUGGAAGGCGUGUACCUGGUAUCAGCUAUGUUUAAAGAAACUGCUCGCGAAUAUAUUAAUCAGCAACAGCAUUCUAGUGAAUACCAGUAUUUAACUGUUCCUCCAGUAUCGAUAAAAGACAAUAUUUUGGCAGCUGGUGAAGCAUUGAGGAAUGGAAAUUUAUCUGCAUGCCGCAAUUUUUUAAUCAACGUAAAAAUGAAUUCCAAGGUAUGGUACUAUUUCCUUGAAAAAGAUAAAAUAAAAGAUAUAUUAGAAUUUCAGUUAAAAAAAAUAUCUUUUAGUAAAUAUAUACAGAAUCAUUCUGAUACUAUUCACUCUGUUUCAACAAAUGUAUUAUCAGCGAUGUUUAAACUCCCAGAAGAUAUCAUUCAAAACAUAAUUUUCUCAAAUGAUGAUUUAUUUUAGAGUUACUAUAUGCAAUAGUCAUAUCACUGACUCAUUACCAUAACUUUCUCUGCAAACAGCCGAAAAAGUUAAUAACCUUAUGGACUCCAAUAAAAGGAUUCAAUCAAAUAGUUAUUAUUUUCUAUUUUAUAAACA
This is a messenger RNA of Melanaphis sacchari, 3518 nucleotides long. RefSeq names its product eukaryotic translation initiation factor 3 subunit C-like. Gene Ontology annotation, cellular component: eukaryotic translation initiation factor 3 complex. The transcript has 19 exons. Lineage: Eukaryota; Metazoa; Arthropoda; Insecta; Hemiptera; Aphididae. Gene Ontology annotation, biological process: translational initiation. Gene Ontology annotation, molecular function: RNA binding; translation initiation factor activity; translation initiation factor binding. The coding region runs from base 1155 to 3383 and encodes 742 amino acids. The record is from RefSeq and is a predicted model, not a curated record.